Messenger RNA from Darwinula stevensoni, 1888 nucleotides. Lineage: Eukaryota; Metazoa; Arthropoda; Ostracoda; Podocopida; Darwinulidae. The record is from the annotation of a GenBank genome assembly.
AAUUUUAGGUAAAUGAGGUGGUGGUGAUGCAGCGAGAGAAUCAGCAGCUGAUGCACAUAGUGCAACAACUUGAGCCAUAUAUAAAAAGCAUAUCCCAACUGAUGGAGAGGAUGUCACCCAACUUGAAUUCGCCUGGAAGCCCAGGAGUUGAUGCAGGAAAAGGCUCCAUCGCCCUUUCACUGCCUCCUCCAUUGUCCACUGAAGAGUCCCCACAAUCAGCUCUUGACAAUGCAGGCAUUGAGCAGCUCAGGGAAUGUUUCAGUGGUGCUCCAGGAAGUGACCAUGCCUCCUUUGCUCUUAGGGAGGAACACACUGGCUCAGCUAGGAGUGACACAGAGAAUGAGGCCCUUGUUUUGGAUGGGACAAAGAAAGGCUUUCUAUCUCAACUCCUCGAGAAGGUUCGCUGCACGGAGGAGAAGGGGAGUGGGCGGAUUCGGAUCAAGGAUCGAGAACGCUCUUCCAGUCGUGAGGACAAGGGAGGGAAGUCCUUAUCAAAGAGUGAUGGGGAACUUGAUGAGAGUGGCAUAGGACCACUGGAGUGCGAACAAUGUGCAGCUGCCAUGGUUGCAGCGGCAGCUGCUGCUGCAGCUGCUCAAGGCAUUUAUGGGACAGGGAAUGAUGGCAUUCCAGAUUGCCCAGAGUGCCGCCGAUAUCAGAUGGCUCAGUCUCGUGUUUAUGACAAUGUCCCAAGUGGUGCAAGAAAGCGAGAGAAAAGCAGUCAUUAUGAAACAGUGAAGGAGGUGAAGGCUAUGGUCCAUCAGGAGCCUGGGACUACUAAGAAAGGAGGUAGUGGGUGUGCAAAGGUGACCGAACGGGAUCGCCGUCGAUAUUCCUCAGCCACUGUUCAGGGUUCAGGGAGUUCUUCAUUGAAACGAGGUGAGAGUGCAAGUGCAGUCAUGAAGAAGCAAAACUCAUGUGAGAACUUUGACAAUGUCUGCACAGGAGAGGGUCAGUUGAAGAAAGCAGAUAGCUUUGAAGGGCAUGAAGAAGCAGUAAAGAGUUUGGUUGCUGCUGUGCACGAGACAAAGACAUUUCGAAAAAAGAAAAAGUGAUUUGACCAAGCCAUCUGUGUGGCAGUCAAUCCUUCCAGUCCAAUGAUCUAGUCUCAUUUUUGUUUGACUUGCAUGUUUGCCCUAGACUUCUUGCAAGGGAUCAUUGCUCUAUGCAAAUACUAAAGUGUCAAGAAGUUGAGACCUUCUUCAAUAAGAUGAAGAAUCUAGGCUGGAAUCACAAGGGAGAGAAACUAGCAAGUCAGAAGACCUACGAUGAAGGGAGAUUCAUGAAAUAGUCAUUGUGAUGCAUUAUUCUUUCAUUCAGGGUUGUGACCUUGAGGGAAAAAUCUGUUGAGAUUUUAUAACUCUUUCCUCGCUUUCCUACAAGAUUUCAUUUACAUCCUAGACUGCAACAAUCUUUAUUCAUACUUUUGCAGGAAGGAAGGAGUGAUAUAUUCAUGGUAAGCAUGCAUCAAAAUUAAUAUGGGAUGAUGGUUCAGUUUAUGAUAGCAUGAUAGACAUGCAUGUGCAAGAUUUCUGCAUAUGCACAAAUUCAUUGCAGGGACAGUCCAAUGUGCCUGUGGGAACUUACGCUCUAUGACAGAUCCAGGGGAGCUUGGGUCUGACAGGCCUCAAAUGAUUCAUGGAGGCAUUUCAUCUAACUUGCAUGGGCUCAUAGCUCCUAUGGAAAUUCCAUGUCAUGUUACAAGGAUCAGAGGAGUUUCAUUUCUGCAUGAAAAGCUUCCCUUUUCUUCUCUCUUCAUUCUCUGUAUAUAGCACCACCCUCCUUUCCCCCAUCCCUUAAGAAAAAUGCAUGGAGCCACUCUUUCCUAUGCUGCAGCCCCUGUCCUUUUGCUGUGCCAGACAUUCCCUCCUAUUGAAACCUUGAUAUCCCA